AUGGCUGCCACCGACCCCAAGAAGUACCUGUUUAACCACACCAUGCUGCGGAUCAAGGACCCCAAGGUCUCUGUGCCCUUCUACGAGAAGCACUUUGGCAUGAAGGUCCUUGGUCACUACAAGUUUGAGCAGUUCAAGUUCGACAUCUACUACCUGGCCUACGACCAUCCCGAGUCUCCCUACUACGGCAAGCCCGUCUGGGACCGACAGGGAGUCCUGGAGCUGACCCACAACUACGGCACCGAGAACGACGCCAACUACAAGAUCAACAACGGCAACGUGGAGCCCCACCGGGGCUUUGGACACAUUUGCUUCUCGGUCGACAACAUUGAGAAGGUGUCUGCUGAUCUCGAGAAUGGCGGCGUCAAGUUCCAGAAGAAGCUCACCGACGGCCGACAGAAGGAUAUUGCCUUUGCUCUGGACCCCGAUGGAUACUGGAUCGAGCUCAUCACCAAUCACGAGGCCAAGCUGGUGGCCAACGAGACCAACCCUUCUUCUUACCGAUUCAACCACACCAUGCUGCGAGUCAAGGACCCCAAGAAGUCCAUUGAGUUCUACACUGAAAAGCUGGGCAUGCGACUCUUCCGAACUUCCAAGCACGAGAACGCCAAGUUCACUCUUUAUUUCCUUUCUUACGAUAAGGACUUUGAGGUGAACGACGCCUCCCGAGCCGGCGACCGAGAAGGUCUCCUCGAGCUGACCCACAACUGGGGCACCGAGGACGAGGCUGACUUCUCUUACCACAACGGAAACGCCGAGCCCCAGGGCUUUGGCCAUCUGGCUAUUACUGUUGACGACAUUGAGGCUGCCUGUGAGCGGUUCAACAAGAUUGGCGUCAAGUUCAAGAAGCAGCUGGACGAGGGUGGAAUGAAGUACAUUGCCUUCAUUCUGGAUCCCGAUGGAUACUGGAUCGAGGUCAUUCCUCCCUACAACCUGCCUCUUGAGAACCACGCCAAGAUCUAG
Yarrowia lipolytica CLIB122 is the source of this 963-nucleotide messenger RNA. RefSeq lists its product as uncharacterized. NCBI's taxonomy places the organism in Eukaryota, Fungi, Ascomycota, Dipodascomycetes, Dipodascales. Gene Ontology annotation, molecular function: lactoylglutathione lyase activity; metal ion binding. The record is from RefSeq and is a predicted model, not a curated record.